Messenger RNA from Notodromas monacha, 971 nucleotides. The record is from the annotation of a GenBank genome assembly. NCBI's taxonomy places the organism in Eukaryota, Metazoa, Arthropoda, Ostracoda, Podocopida, Cyprididae.
ACAGUUUCAACAGCUUCACUUGAAAAUGCAAUUCUGAAAAAAACGGAUUUUAAAGUCUCUUUUGCAGCAAGGAAAAUCCAGCUGCUGCUUUUGAAAUGAAGAGUGGGACUUUGAUGCUGAUCAAGGCAGCAAUUUUCCUAGCCUUUGUUGCUGCUUCAUCAUCAGCACAAGAUGCUUCAGUGUCACAACGUGGUGAAACAGACGUCAUCAGUGGUUUCCCAUCAAGUGACAAAAUUCUAGUGCCAUCAAAUCUUAACCAACAUUUCCAUAUCCCAGCCAGUCCCCAGGACUUGGUGGCAUCUGCUGGAGGUCACUCCAAGGGCUUCAAAAAGAAGAAGUCACACAAGAAGAAAGGAGGACACAAAAAAAAGAAAUCCCACAAGAAGAAAAAAGGACACAAGAAGAAGAAGUAUGGAAAGCAUGCCAAGAAGAAGAAGAAGGGCUCCAAGAAAAAGUAUGGCAAGAAGAAGAAAGCUCAUAAAAAAUCAGCCAAAAAGUAUGGAAAAAAGAAGAAGGGCCACAAAAAGAAAAAGUCUUCCAAAAAGGGAUCCAAGGGAAUGCAUAAAAAGGGACACAAAAAGAAGGGCUUCAAAAAAGUCUACAAAAAGGUUGAAUCAGGACAUGUGAAGAAGUACUAUGAUAAAAAGAAGAAGAAGAAGCACCACAACAAAAAGAAGGCUGCAAAGAAGUACUCAAAGGGAAAGAAAGGAAAGAAAUACAAGAAAGCAAAGAAGAAGUCUGGAAAGAAGGGCAGCUCACACAAGAAAAAAAAGGCUCACAAGAAGGGCUCCCACAAGAAGAAGAAGGGAGGGAAAUCCUCAAAAUAUGGCAAGAAAUCAUCAAAGAAGAAGCACAAGAAGCAUGGAAAGAAGAAGAAGUCUGGAAAGAAAAAGAAGAAGGGUGGCUCAUCAUCUGGGUCAGGUUCUGGGUCAGGCUGGAGUCAGAAUAUUCUGGGAGAGGAACUGAUAUAG